Messenger RNA from Cannabis sativa, 798 nucleotides. RefSeq lists its product as uncharacterized. The record is from RefSeq and is a predicted model, not a curated record. Bases 1 to 798 code for a protein of 265 amino acids. Gene Ontology annotation, molecular function: nucleic acid binding; RNA-DNA hybrid ribonuclease activity. The transcript has 3 exons. NCBI's taxonomy places the organism in Eukaryota, Viridiplantae, Streptophyta, Magnoliopsida, Rosales, Cannabaceae.
AUGGAGGAGAUCACAAAGCAUUUUCAUAAGGAAGACAUCCCAUGGAUACAAGGAAUUCCAAUAGACUUAUACAUAGAAGAUACUUUAACUUGGCCCUACACUCCAAAUGGUGAAUACAUUGUUAAAAGUGGCUAUAGAGUUGGAAGGGAGAUAAAUCUUCACCCCACUAGAUGUUCAAACAUGGAAGAAGUUAAUAAAUGGUGGAAAAUGAUUUGGAGCCUGCAGCUGCCUCCUCAGAUGAAGCUUUUUGGGUGGAGAGUUUGUCACAAUUGGCUACCAGCAAAGACAAACUUGAUUCAUAGAGUCAAAAAGAUUUGGAAACUCAUUCCUUGGUACAAGAAGUGUGACAUUCUGGGAGAAGGGUCAAUGUUUGAUCUUUUGAUGUCCUUAGAGAAGAAACUUGACAGGAAGUGGAAUCAACUCCCAAUCAUGAAUGGGAUUCAGCUGUUAACUUGGAUCUUCUCUGCUUAUCCGCACUCUAAUCCUCAUGGGGAUAUUGCUUUGAAACCUGAGGCAACCCAUCCCACGAUAAUGAAACAGUGGCAGCCUCCUGAAAAGGGCAGCAUCUGUGUGAACUGCGAUGCUGCUCUGCACGAGAAUCUGAUUGGAGUGGGCAUUGGGUUCAUUUGGCGAAACUGGGAGGGGCAAAUCAUUUCAGCAGGUAUGAUAUAUAUGCCGAGUAUGUGUACAGUUGAGAUGGCUGAAGCUUGGGCCAUCCUAGAAGCUAUUAAGAGAGCGCCGGCUGCUGCAAAGGGUCCUAUUGAGAUUCAGUCAGAUUGCAGGGCGGUUGUGGAUUAA